CUGGAAAUACCAAGGGGUGGUGCUUUUUUAAAACCCCUGUUUUAGGGGAGGGGGUGUGGCUGGCAAGGAUGAGACGCUCCAUUCCUCUGCUCUGUCUCUGGAGCGCUUGCUACUGCUUGGCCGCGGGGAGCCCGGCAGCCCUCGGUGCAGAGGAACAGCUGGAAGGUGGGCUCCGCACAGCCAAGGAUGGACCGGCUGCAGCCAAAGCCGCCGUGCGGUUUCACUUCCGCACCUCCAAGGGCCCGGAACGUGAAGGAUGCUACCUCUCCGUCGGCCACAGCCAGCCCUUGGAAGACUGCAGCUUCAACAUGACAGCCAAAACCUUCUUCAUCAUUCACGGGUGGACGAUGAGUGGCAUGCUUGAAAACUGGUUGCACAAACUCGUGUCAGCUCUGCAGAUGAGAGAGAAAGACGCCAACGUGGUGGUGGUUGACUGGCUCCCCCUGGCACACCAGCUGUACACAGAUGCUGUCAACAGCACCCGGGUGGUCGGUCUCAGCGUAGCAAAGAUGCUCGACUGGCUGCAGGGCAAAGACGGCUUCUCUCUUGGGAACGUCCACUUGAUCGGCUACAGCCUUGGCGCGCACGUGGCUGGGUUUGCGGGCAACUUCGUGAAAGGCACCGUGGGCAGAAUCACAGGUUUGGACCCUGCUGGGCCCAUGUUUGAAGGGGUGGACAUCCACAGGCGGCUGUCCCCGGACGACGCAGACUUCGUGGACGUCCUCCACACCUACACGCGUUCCUUUGGCAUCAGUAUCGGCAUCCAGAUGCCCGUGGGCCACAUUGACAUCUACCCCAACGGCGGUGACUUCCAGCCGGGCUGCGGGCUCAACGAUGUCCUGGGAUCCAUCGCCUAUGGCACGAUCGCGGAGGUGGUGAAGUGCGAGCAUGAGCGGGCCGUGCAUCUCUUUGUGGACUCCCUGGUGAACCAGGACAAGCCGAGCUUUGCCUUCCAGUGCACAGACUCCAACCGCUUCAAAAAAGGGAUCUGUCUCAGCUGCCGGAAGAACCGCUGUAACGGCAUCGGCUACAAUGCUAAGAAGACGAGGAAUAAGAGGAACACCAAAAUGUACCUUAAAACCCGGGCAGGCAUGCCUUUCAGAGUUUACCAUUACCAGAUGAAAAUCCACUUCUUCAGCUACAAGAGCGUGGGAGCAAUCGAGCCCACCUUUUACGUCACCCUUUAUGGCACUAACGCCGAGUCGCAGGUCCUGUCUCUGGAGAUAGUGGAGCAGAUCGGGCUAAACGCCACCAACACCUUCCUGGUCUACACCGAGGAGGAUUUGGGUGACCUCUUGAAGAUCAAACUCACCUGGGAGGGGACAUCUCGGUCCUGGUAUGACCUGUGGAGGGAAUUCCGCAGCUACCUGUCUCAGCCCCACAGGCCCGAGCGGGAGCUCAGUAUCAGGCGCAUCCGGGUCAAGUCCGGGGAGACACAGCGGAGACUGACGUUUUGCGUGGAAGACCCCGAGAAGACCAGCAUAGCCCCUGGCCAGGAGCUCUGGUUUUACAAGUGUCGAGACGGCUGGAGAAUGAAAAACGAAACCAGUCCUACUGUGGAGCUGUCCUGAGGGUGCUGGGGACGCCUUGCCAGCGAGCACCCCCUAUCCCGCCGUCCACGCACAGGGAGAAAAGUUACUGCUGAGGACCUACCCGAUGGAAGGACCCCUCUCGGCCCUGACCUCGGAGCACCAGGAGGAACCUGCUGGCCUGGCCCAGGCCCUGGUCCCCAUGACAGCUGCGACUUCCUGCCUGAGGGGACUGCACUGCUGCAGCUCCUGGGGCUGCCCUUGACCAACUCUAACUCCAACCCUCCCCCCGAGCCUCCAGGAGCACGGAGUCCGGAUGUGUGUGUGUGUGUGUGUGUGUGUGUGUGUAAAUGGUGCACCUGUGCACGCUGGACCGGUUUCCUGGGGGCUGGGUGAGCCUAGGCUUUGCCUCACCAUGGGUGCUGGCUCCAAAGGGGCUCUGUGGGCCAGGCCGUCAGCUGCUUGUCUGUCCACUGCGAGUCGACUCAUGUCAGGGUGGCAGUUCACCUGGAGAGAGGAUGGUGGACCUGGGCUGGAGCCCAGGCCCUUGCUGCACCAAUCAGUGCUGGUCAUCACAUCUGUCCUGCCCUCCGGCUCGCACUCUGUCUUGCUUUGUUAUUUUUCCCUUGUUUGUUUUUUGAUUGAACAGUUGUUUACGCAGUGCUUAAGAUGAAUUAUCGUGUGCCAUAGAUUCUGCAGAUGCUGUCUCGUAAUUUGUUACUUAAUGGGGGCGGGGUUCCAGAACUUACAUGGUGCCUGAGUCCACACACAUGUGAUGAAGGCCACCACCUAAGAGUUGGGGUCCUCAGGCUGUUCGAGGUUUCCACCAUUUUUCUUAGUUAUGUGUGCCAUUGUCCCCGAGAGAGACACGUUUGAACAACAGCAGAACAUCAGGCAGAGUGUUAUAUGUGUGGGGCCAAUGGCUGGACACGGCAGUUGCUGGGGAGUGACAUAGCCUCUGUUUAGGGAGACAGAAGGUGUUACACGUGUUGCACACAUCUGUUUAUACCUGCCAGACAGCUGGCUCAAAGACGUACUGCAGUGUUUUUUCCACCUUGAAACAUCUUGCUUGCAUACCAGUGCCUUUUCUGCAUUGAGCUUCUUGAAAAAACCUCCACGUUUAGCUUCUGGUGUGACUGGAACAUGACAUUUGAGAAGCCCUUUUAUAUUUUUCAAAAGGUCUGCAUGAGCAUUGCUGACUUAGAGUGAGGGGAGCUGGGCAGCUCUUAUUAACCCAGCUUCACAAAGCGGAGGCUUGGUCAAGUGUGUCCAUAUGCUGAGCAUUACAGAGUAGACGGUGGAACCAGGCGAGUUCCCAGGGUUCCUGGAGUCGAAGCUCCCAGCUCUGAAACCUUAGGAAAACGUCCACAGCCAUUUGCCACCUGCAUGCCCAGGUGUGACAAACUAGGACUUUUUUUUCAGAGCCUUCCACACAAUGCCCAACCAAGCCUUUCAUUAACGUGUAACCAGGAGGACACCUGUGCCCAACGGUUGGGCUUCUUAGGAGUGAAACUGCCUUGGGAGGAGGUGUGAUGUCAGGUGUGGGAGGGAGAGCGGCUUUCUUUGUACUUGGGUGUUUCAAGGACCUUGUUGUAACCUGUGCUGUGCCAAAGUGCUAUCACUGUUUAAUGCCAAACUUACAAAGAUGUCCCCAAUUGAGUUGUAGUACAAGGUGUGUUCCCAGUCCCUCUGGGCGCCUCUUCCACUUCCAUGACUGCUUUCUCGUCCGUGGGAAGCCUGUGUUGUGGGCCAUGCCUCCUGGUUGCUUCUGUGUUUAGUGAUAGAAGCUUUGGGAAGUGAAUCCUCAGUGGGUUGUGUAU
Messenger RNA from Oryctolagus cuniculus (rabbit), 3349 nucleotides. It is a transcript of the gene LIPG, whose product is annotated as lipase G, endothelial type. The record is from RefSeq and is marked provisional. Gene Ontology annotation, molecular function: protein binding; lipoprotein lipase activity. Lineage: Eukaryota; Metazoa; Chordata; Mammalia; Lagomorpha; Leporidae. Gene Ontology annotation, biological process: lipid catabolic process.